This is a messenger RNA of Ochlerotatus camptorhynchus, 1348 nucleotides long. RefSeq names its product zinc carboxypeptidase-like. The record is from RefSeq and is a predicted model, not a curated record. The coding region runs from base 3 to 1274 and encodes 423 amino acids. The transcript is spliced from 4 exons. Gene Ontology annotation, molecular function: zinc ion binding; metallocarboxypeptidase activity. Gene Ontology annotation, biological process: proteolysis. NCBI's taxonomy places the organism in Eukaryota, Metazoa, Arthropoda, Insecta, Diptera, Culicidae.
UGAUGAUACUCGGCCUGGCAAUGGGCUUUAAAUGCAUACUGUUGGCUACGGCCUUGCUAGCUAUCUCGGUAGCCGCACUUACCGAGAAAGCUCGCUACGACUACUACCGUUUGUAUCGUACCAAAAUCGAAACGAUGGAGCAUCUGGAGGUGUUGCAAGCUGUCGAACAGCUCGGCGAGGGUUACAGCUUCUGGAGUGAGCCGGUGCAUUUGGAUAGCGAGGUAGAUCUGGUCGUUCCACCACACAAGUUUGCAGAAUUCGGAGAGCUGGUUGAGCGAUACGGGUUGAGUGUGGAGUUGAGUGUUUCGAAUCUGCAGGAGCUGUUUGAGAACGAAAUAAGCAGGAAAACGCGGGAGGCGUUCGGGUGGAAUGCCUACUACACGUUGGAGGAAAUCUACGCAUGGAUGGAUGGGUUGGUCCAGCAGUACCCAGAUGUACUGACACCGAUCGUGGGUGGACAUUCGCACGAAGGUCGUGAAAUUCGGGGCGUGAAAGUGUCGUACAAGGAGGGAAAUCCAGGAGUGUUCAUGGAGGCUACGAUUCAUGCCCGUGAGUGGAUUAGUGGGGCAACACUGACCUGGAUCUUGAAUGAAUUGCUCAGCUCUGGUGACGAGAAGGUGCGACAUAUUGCGGAGAACUACGAUUGGUACUUCUUCCCGAUCACCAAUCCGGAUGGAUAUGUGUACACGCACACGACCAACCGACAGUGGAGGAAGACCCGCAAGCCGCACAGUAUUUUGUGCGUAGGAGCUGAUCCAAACCGGAACUGGGGAUACAACUUUAUGCAGGGAGGUGCUUCGAAUGUACCCUGCUCGGAUACCUAUGCUGGACCAUCGGCAUUUUCGGAAGACGAGACUCGCACGCUGUCGGAGUACUUCACGUCGGUGCAACCCAAAAUCAGUACCUACCUGUCGUUCCACGCCUAUUCUCAGCUGCUACUCUUGCCCUAUGGACAUACUACGGAGCCAAUGGAUAACUACGACGAAAUGAUGGAAGUCGGUACCAAGGCUAUUACGAAGCUGAAAGAGCGAUACGGGACGGAGUACAAGAUUGGAAACAUUGCAGAAGCGAUUUACAUAGCUUCGGGCGGCAGCAUUGACUGGAUCAAGGGCGUCUACAAGACGCCUAUCGUUUUCUGCUACGAACUGCGGGAUACCGGACGGUUUGGUUUCGUACUGCCACCGGAUCAAAUCAUUCCCAACUCGGAGGAAACGUUGGACUCGCUCAUAGUGAUUCUGGAAGAAGGCGAGAGUCGAGGACUACACAAGCUCUAAUCGAUGGAUACUUGAAGAUCUGUUUACUUUACUACCGAGUGUUAAAUAUACAAUGCUUUUAUUAAUCCAAGCAA